Musca domestica (house fly) is the source of this 13082-nucleotide messenger RNA. Its product is annotated as alpha-tubulin N-acetyltransferase 1. Bases 490 to 1926 code for a protein of 478 amino acids. Gene Ontology annotation, biological process: alpha-tubulin acetylation. The transcript has 9 exons. Gene Ontology annotation, cellular component: microtubule. The record is from RefSeq and is a predicted model, not a curated record. Gene Ontology annotation, molecular function: tubulin N-acetyltransferase activity. Lineage: Eukaryota; Metazoa; Arthropoda; Insecta; Diptera; Muscidae.
AAACAGAGCGUUUUGCAUUCGUCUCAUUCGUAAACAACAGAGUAACCCGUGAUUUUGCUUUCUGUUCAAUUUUUAUCGGGUAUUCCUUAUUGGCUUUCAAAUUCGUUUCGUUGGGGACGUCUUUCAAUUUGGUUUUCCACGCAUUCGCCUGAAAUGACGAAUAUUUGUUGUGAAUAUAUUUUGUGAAGAGAAUCACAAAACAAAAAAGAAUUAUCCAUUUAAAUAAUUUAUAACUUCCUAAAUCAAAAUAAUACCAAAUAAAAAUAAAAAGUGCAAUAUUGUAAAAUAGUUUCAAAUCGCGAACAAACAAUUACUUCUCCACCCAAAUAUUUCAAAUAAUUAAAGCAGUGAAUCAACAGCUUCCAAUCAAAACAUUCGUACAAACAAAUCUACAAAUUGUAAGUACUGUGCAUAUUGGUGUCGAUCUCACAAGCGCUUGCCACCACUUUGAAACGAAAGUAGGAGAAAAAUCAGAAAGAAGACGACACAAUGGUUGAGUUUCGCUUUGAUAUACGUCCCCUUUUCACACAGCCGAUAGUCAAGGUUACUUCGAAUCUGCUGCCUCACACAUUUCGUGGAGAUCGGCGUCAGUGUCUAGAUGCCACAUCAAAGAUGUCCGAAAUAAUUGAUCGUCUGGGCCAGCUAUCGGCCAAUGCCCAAAAACUCAACACCCCCGUGACGACAGCUCAACGUUUGCGAAUGUCUGAGAAUCAAACAAUUUAUUUGCUGGCCGAUAUCAAUCAAGGAAAUAAUGGUGCUGUAAUUGGUUUGCUCAAGGUGGGCACCAAAGACCUUUAUCUGUUCGAUGAGACCGGUCAGACGCGUAAGGUGGAGAACACCCCCUGCAUUUUGGAUUUCUACAUACAUGAAUCGCGGCAGCGAGCUGGCCUGGGUAAGGACCUCUUCGAGACCAUGUUGGCGGAUGAAAAAUGGACACCCAUUAAAUGUUCAGUGGAUAGGCCAUCAGAGAAAUUGUUGGGUUUCCUCAAGAAACAUUAUAGUUUGGUGCGUACCAUACCACAGGCUAAUAAUUUUGUGCUCUACGAGGGUUUCUUUGAUGACGGCAGCAGUUCGGCGGCGACAAAACAAACAAAUGGUGCUGGCAACGGAAUGUACAUCACAAAUAGCCCUAACACUCAACUCUUUGGUGCUACUUAUCUGGGUGAGGAGAAUAACAAGAAACGAAUGCAACGCCAUCUAGAGGCUACACCAAAUUUGGCAUCACAAAUAACACAAAUAUCGCCCGUGGGACGUUAUGGUGCCCGAAGACCUACAUGCAGCAUGGCCGAGAUAAUUCACAGUGGUACGACUCCAACUAAAGGCGCUGAAUCGGGAAGCGUUGGACAGCAAAAAGUCGACUUUGUUAUUGAAAAUCUACAAAAUUUGCAAAUCGAAGAAAAUAAUGAAUUCGAAUUGCUACAACAACAACAGCAGGACCGAUCAAACGCUAUAGAAGACGAUUUACAAACACAACCAGAUAUUGAAGAACCCGAACUAUCAAACGAAAUCGAAAGCAAUAUGGAACAUGCCACCAACACCACCGGCGCCGAAAAUGAAACGUCCAAUAGCCAACAAAAUUCAUCAUUUGCCCACUCCCCAUCGCAGGCUUCCAAAUCGGCAUCAAUUAUCGGCUCCGAUAGCCACAAAUCACCACCAACAUUUCAGUUGAGCAAACAGCAUACCGGCAUGAAGAAUCGUUCGUAUGGUGUCGGAAUGGCGGUUACACCCACCACCAAAAUGGAGUUCGAUCAAGAGUCACGCGAAGAUUUUGGUGUGGUCAAAAUCAAUCGUCCCCUUGGCAAAUGUGCCCUUUCGCCAAGUACCAGUCAUCCGGCUGAUGAUGUUAUAUCCACCGUAUCGAGUGGAGAGGGCCUAACAGAACAGGGUUAUAAUGAUUUGAAAUUUUACCACAACAAAUUGUGGUAAUUGUCCAAAGUGGGGGAAGAUUUGUCGCAAUCAAAAGCACGACAUAGAUAUGUUUCACAUCCAAAGGCACAACAUAAAAAUGUUUAGAGGCAUACAUACAUACAUAUUUACAUAAAAUAAAAUAAAACAAAACAAUAUAAUUUAGUAUAGGAUCUAAGAAAGUCCACGUUAAGAGUAUCGCAAGUUACAUACAUAUAAGUCUUUCAGUUUUGAAUUUGAUAUAUUGUUUAUCCGAUUUUUGGGGAUUCAAAACAAACAAAUAAACAUGUAUUGGCAAAUCGGAUAUUAUUUUAUAGACAAUACAUUUGUUGUGUACGCAAAAAAACUCACUAUACUGUUCACGUAAUUUACCCCUGCCCUUCCCGCAAUCACAAGCAAUUUACUUAGUCUUACCUAAUUUUAAAACUACACUUAAACAUUUCACUCUCUGCAAACUGUUAUACCCAAGCACUGCUUGUCAAACUGUUAUUACUUUGCAUGACAUGGUUCAUGUCUCACCAGAGGAGGUUCUUGAAUAGACUAAAAUAAUAUACAGGCGGCAUGUCACAGAAUCUAAGCGGAUUUUUUUUUUUUUUUUGUUUUUUAUACCCUCCACCAUACUAUGGAGAUACCCUAUAUUCUUGAUCAGCGUAAAAUUCUAAGUCGAUUUAGCAAUGUCCGUCUGUCUGUUGUAAUCACGCAAUCUUUCGAACGAAUUGAGAUAGAAGGCUAAAAUGUUGCACACAUGUUUAUUUUUCCAGUAAGCAGGUUAAGUUCGCAAAUGGGGUCCAUAUAGGUCCACGUAUAGCCCCCAUAUAACGGUACCUCCCGAUAUUUGGUAUUUUGAUGUUUUUAGCGACAUUAUUCACCGGAAUUCUUUCAAAUUUGGUAUUUGAAGUUCGAAAUGAAUACUACAGCCUAAGACAGAAAAUUGUCUGCCCAGGUCGACGUCUUCGUAUAUCCCCCAUUAACGGUACCUCCCGAUAUUCAGUACAUUGUUGAUUUUAGCGACAUUAUCCACCGGAAUUCUGGUAUUUGAAGUUCGUAAUGAAUUCUACAGCCUACGACAGAAAAUUGUCUCUGCAGGUCGACGUCUUCGUAUAUCCCCCAUUAACGGUACCUCCCGAUAUUCAGUACAUUUUUGAUUUUAGCGACAUUAUCCACCGAAAUUCUUUCAAAUUUGGUAUUUGAAGUUCGUAAUGAAUUCAACAGCCUACGACAGAAAAUUGUGCGUGCAGGUCCACGUUUUCAUAUAGCCCCCAUAUAACGGUACCUCCCAAUUUUCGGUAUUUUGAUGAUUUUAGCGUCAUUAUUCGCCGUAGCAGUUUUAAACUACGCAUUUAGAGUUCAGAGUACAGUCUGUGACAGAAAAUAGUCUAUGCAGGUCCAGGACUUCGUAUAUCAAUACCUCCCUAUAUUCGGUAUUUUGACGAUUUCAGUUACAUGUUUGAGAUGUCGUAUAUGAAGUUAGUAAUGGAAGCUACAGCCUGUGACAGAAAAUUAUCUAUACACGUCCAGAUGUUCGUAUAGCUCUCAUAUAACCGUACCUCCUUAUAUACGGAAUUUGAUGAUUUUAUCUACAUCAUUCACCGUUUAUUUCAAGUUUCGAGUUUUAAUAUGGUAAUGACUUAUGACAAACAAUGCCUAUGUAGGUCCACGUCGUAUAGACUCCAAUAUAACGGCUAUAUUCGGUAUUAUUAUUUUUUUUUUUAAUUUUAACAGCAUUUUUUGGGGAUUUUAUUUUUUGAAAAUCUCCAAAUUUGUUUCAAAUGGUGGAGGAACAACAAGUUCGGCCUGACCGAACUCUUUGCUUUUUAGCUUGUUUUUUUUAUUUUGCUUCAAUUUAUCAUUUGUUUGGAAGAAAAAAACUGGUUUUCAAGAACAAAAAAUGAUGUGGCAACAAUUUGUUAACAAUUGGCUUAGUCAAUUGAAGAAGAAUUAAAAUUUUAAAUAAAAAAUGUAAAUUUAAUUGUGUAAUUGUUAUUAAAAUUACUUUUUUAUUACAUGAAAGUGAUUUAAAGUUACAAGGGCUUGUAAAAAUACAAUUUCACUUGCAAACCCAAAGUGGUUUAGAAACGUAAAAAAAAUUGCGUUUUUCGUUUUUUGAGAAACUAAAUACGAAAUUAAAAUCACUUUUGUACGGAAUUCGUUCCUGUGGCAUGCCUGAUAAAAAAAACGUGUCCAAUCUUUACUAUUGUAUAACCCUUACAUUUCACAUGGGACAUGGGACAUGGUAGAAGAAUACAGGUGGAUGCAUCAACGCUUGGGAAAAUUGAUAUGUCAAAAUUUUUAAAACGUUUUAUCAACAAUAAGUAGAUUUUUAUAUGUUUUCAUGUUAUAAUAUGCAUUUUCAACAAUUUUUACCCAUAUCAAUAAUUUUUCAUACCCUCACCACAUUUUCUAUGACCUAUAGUACAAUUUUAAGACCAAUAGUUUUGUAGAAUAUUUUGAUUUGCCAUGAUCACGUUUAAAGGGAGUUUUCAUUCAUAUGUUAACAAAGAACCAAAGAUGUCCCUUUGUUGACUCGCCUAAGGUUUAAAUUUCUUUGCCAAAAUAUUCCUCAUGUUUUAUCUACAAUAUUGCCGAAGACACUGUAUACCUAAAAUGCACGGAUUCUGAGAAAUUUAAAUCCGAAAAAAUUCAAAAAUGUGGAUGAAGAGGGAACUUGCCCCCUCUAUUUUGAUUACAUUUCGAUAUAAACUUUUUAAACGCCGUUACACGUCUUCUUUUUUAUACCCGCAGCCAUAUGGCCAGAGAUACGGCCAUUUGAUACGACCAAAACGUGCCUCAUAGAAAUUACGGUUUUAAACCCUAGGUCUCUUCGGACCAAAUCCGUUAUAGAAAAUUUGGAGUCCAUCUAGCGAUGUCCGUCCGUCAGGCUGGCCAGUGCGCACGUUAACUCUCGAAAGGAACAUCCGAUUUGAUCCAAACUUGGUAUAUCGUAAUAUUGUUGUCAAACUUAGAUCGAUUUCGGAGAGGGCAAAUCGGUCCCCUCCUUCUGGUACCUCCCAUACAAAAUGUCAACAUUUUCAAAGGAAAUAAAAUUACUGAACACCAAGAAAAAAUGAUAAUCCGAUUUUGCUCCAACUUUGCGAAUCCUAAUAAUUGUAUCAGUUUUGAACCACAAACAGUCAAAAUUUUGAAUAAACUCAUUUGGAAUAAUAACUCAUAUAAAUUGUGAUGUAAGCUUCCGUCUGUCUGUCCUUCCUGUCUUCAAAUUACACACAUCACAAUAUUUUUUAUUAACCCAAGGUCUGGUGUGAAGAUGGAAUAUAUCGGUCCACUCCUUCUGGUACUUCCUCCACAAAGUGUCAACAUUUUGAAUAUUCAUGAAGCUCAUAAAACGCGAACUUAACAUCCAAUUCCUUUCAGACUUGGUACAUCUCAAAUUUCGAUUUCGAUCUGUUAUAAUUUGUUAUAACACAUGCCAUUAUUUUUACUGAAACAAUAUCUGCAGUGAAAAUGGGAUAUAUCGGCGCACUCCUUCUGGUACUUCUCCCAUAUCUGUUAUAACUAGCGAAACAAGUCGGCGAUUCUAUAUAACUUGCUAUAUGUAAAUAUUUCUUUUAAACAGAAAUCUGAUAUAAAUGAUAUAAUUGUCCGUUUCCUUUAAAUUUUUCACAUGCCAAUAUUUUUAUCUGUGUUGGAUGAAGUGGAAUAUUUCCGUCCGCUAUAUCUAGUACCUCACGCAUAUGUCCACAUUUUCCCAAAAAAAUGCUCAUAUCAUAUAUUAAGUAUAGGAAGUAGACGAUUUUGGCACUUUGUAAUAUUUAUAACAGACUUAGGUCAGAUACGCAUUGGACAAUAUUGCCCAAUUGCUUCGGAACCUACCCCAUAAAGGGUCAAUAGUGUGAAAUACCAUUACUCAAGGCUGGGGGUAUACAUCUGACGACAAGGCCGACUGAUACUAUUUUAUUUGUAAAUUCCGAAUUCGGUUGGACAGUUCAUUGUCCCAGCAGCUGUGUCGAUGCGACAACCUGUAUUCUUCUACCAUGCUAUGGGAUAUAACGAACACAUUUAACGCGUUUUAUAACAGUUAACUUCCAAGUCACUCAAUGCAAAUGUCCUUAAAUGGAAUCUAAGUUAAUGAUAAUAAUGGAACGGAUGAACUCCUUCACCUUAACUCACCUUUGUUUAAAACAAAACUUUCCUUUUUGAACGUGCUGCAGAAAUGUUCAGGGAAAGAGAAUAUGUUUUAUUAAAAUUUGCCGGGUCCCCUACAAGGAUCUGAGCUUGUCUACGACGGCAAAAAAUUAGCCUUAAUCUUGUAAAUAGUGAGUCAUUUCUUAACAGGAACGCGAAAAUUAAUAACAGGAGCUCAGUAAGAUUUAGCGAUUUAACGCUAACUGAUUUGAAGAGUAACUUCUCUUGUUAAUCUAGCGAAACAAUUUUUGGAUUUGGAACAAAACUAUCUGAGUCCACACUGCUCUAUUGGCUUAGACGAAGUUUUGUCUUCCUUGCCUAUUUCGAAUAAACACACGUUAUCUUAUCCUAAUUCUUCAUAGCGACAAGGUCUUGAAAUGGCAAUGUGGAACUCCUCUUCGUUUAUAGCAUUCACAAAAAGGUAUUAAAGGACACGUUUAGCAAUGUAACGUUGGUCGAUCCGGUUACUUAACCGUCAAAACGGUUAAGUAACCAGAUGAAAUGUCAAAAUUCAUGCUUGAGGCGAAAAUAAAUACUUUCGCCUUGACAGAAGAAUUUUGUGGCGAAUAUGUUUGUCGCAUUUUUUGUAUGUAUAACACAUGGUACAUGGUAAAUUAAAAAUGUUAAACGAAAAAUUGUUGAUAUUUGUAAAAAUUGCAUAUCAUAACAACCUCGUAUUAGAAAACGUAUAAAAAUCUACUUAUUUUUGACAAAACAUUUUAACAAUUUUGACAUAUUAAUGUUCCCAAGCAUUGCAAUAAUUUUUUGAAUAAAUUUUCAUUUUAAAUUUUUAACUUAAAAAUUGGUUUGACAGUUCAUUGCCCCAGCAGCUAUGCAAUGCGACUACCUGUAUUCUUCUACCAUCGUUUUGAAGUUUGUUUUUGUUGCAGCGAAUUCAAAUUUAAUUGACAGAACGUCUGGUAAUCUGCUUAGCUGGAAGGGGGACCUUAUACUUGGAUCAUGGUAAGGACCUUAUGCUGAAUGAGUAGAUUUUAAUUAAGAUUCAAAAUACAAACCAUUUAUUUUGUCUUUCUUGUCAACAACAAGGGAGUGUUGCCACUUUUUUUAAACUGUCGAUGUCGAUUCUAUGCCUUACCGCAUGGUAGAAUAAUACAGGUAACAGCAAGUGUUGUUGUACAACAACAACAUACGAAUUUAUUUUUGUACGUAAUACAAGUGUCAGAGUUAUGUGUCCAAAAAUGUCAAAAAUAUACUUUUUAGGAAUUUGGAUUAUUAAAUUGAAAAUGCACAAGCAUGGUACAAUAAAAAAGGAAGGUAGAGCUAUCGUCUGAUUACAUUUUUCUUCUAAGUUUACCCGACUUCUGCCAAUUUUGUGUAUGUAUUUGUGGUUUUGAAAAAUAAGAAACUUAAAUUGCGGGGCGCACAUUAAAGAUAUUAAGCAGAUUUGCCAUUUGUAAUUGAAAGAUUGAACACUUAUGAUCAUGUUUUUUUAGAGAACAUCCAGACAUUUCAUCCAUCUUUAGCGCGGUUUGACUUAUUUUAAAAAUGAACAAAAAAUAUCAAAUAAAUGAAAACAAUUUGUUGCCCAUAAUUUUGAAUAAUUCGAACAGGGCUGUAUUACUGUAGUUUUACGAAGCUGUUCUACCUGCUUAUUGCACCAUGUGCAGAAGCAUAGUUCCUCAAUUAUUUAAUUUUAACGCUUUUACAUCCUUCCCCUAAAUGUAUAGUUGUUAGAUGUUGGUCCUAAUCUCUCAACACUUCAAGCAAUCGUCGCUUUCGUCAAUUAUGUGUCGCUGCUUUUUAACCACGCACCAUCGCCGUUGGAGUUUUGUUAAGUACAACGGCGAUUUUUUUCUAUUAUUAGGCAAAAAAUAUGUUCACAUUGCCCUGCAGUAACAUUUUAUAUCAAAAAAAGGGUAUACCUAUUAUAUAUGAAGAAAUUGAAUUUAACAUGGUAGAAGAAUACAGGUAGGCGCAUCGAUACAGUUGCUGGGACAAUGAACUGUCAAACCGAAUUUGAAAUUAAAAAUGUUGAAUAAAAAGUUAUUGAAAUUUGUAACAAUUGUUGAAAAAUACAUAUUUUGACAAACUCCGAUUUGCAUCGCAUAAGAAAAGAUAUAAAAAUCUACUCAAUUUGGACAGAACAUUUAAAAAAAUUUGACUCAUCAAUGUUCUCAGGCGUUGAUGCAUCUACCUAUAUUCUUCUACCAUGGAAUUUAAUCACAAAACGUCAUAUCGAGCAUGACACUAGUAUUACUAUAGAAUCAAAUCAGCUGGGACUUGCUGUUACCUGCAAUAAUUAUACCAUGGCCUUAACGUAAUGCCAUUUUUGAAUCGAAGCGACGGCAAUGGCGACUUGCCCAUAACGUCGACGAUGACUAUAGAAACGACAACCAUAACCGUGGGCGGAAUUCUUUAUGGUUAAUUAUGAGCUCCAUUUAUACUUUUGGACCACCUUAAUAUUUAAAAACAUUUGAACUAAAUCAUUGAAUGCAAGAAAAAAUAAAAUAGUAAUUUUCUCUUAAAAUUCUAUUUUGCGGACUCAUGUGCUAGUAAUCAAUGAUGUGCAUAACUAAAUUGAGAAUGAGCGUAACUGAGAAUUCACCAUCAAAAAUCGCUGACGAAAAGAGAAUACGCAUAUAACCAGUGCCGUUAACGUACGUUUUUGAGCAGUUUUGUACAUCUAUGAUCUUAAUACGGAGUGUUGACCCACUAAAUCUAUUUAAACCAUACUGAAAACGCACCUUUACAUCUCCUUUACAGAGGAAAAGUGUUUUUGAAUAGUUUCAAUCGUUUACAGCGAUGUCCCAAGGAAGCCAAUAUCAAAAUAUGGACUAUAAGUAUUAUACCGCAUACAUAUCUAUUCCCAAAAUUUCGCAAAACUCCAUGAGAUUCCAUAUCAUAAAUGCAUAUCAUGUUAUAGCAAAGUCCAUAGUAUUCUCUUUAAAAAUUGGAACAAAAUACGACACAAAAACAAAAGCUAAUUAACAUAAAUUCCUUCAAAUAUUCCUUCUCAUUUACGCCACAUAUUUUUUAUUUAAAUAUUAUUUCUUAUUGUUCUGUUUAUGUUAGUCUAAUUGAUUUGCUUCUGGCUUCUGUUUAUAAAAUAAAAAAUAGCUUAAUUUUAUAUUAUUCCAGCUAAUACCAAUGAACCUUAAGUACCUAAAUGUUACUCCUAGGUAAAAUAUAUAAAUGCACAAUUCUGCACUUUGUUAUAGAAAAAAAUAAAGCAAAAGCAUUCAGCAUGCAUGUCAAUUCCAAUAUUUUAAUUUAUCACAAAAUCUAAUACAAGCCACACACAAUAGAACCGUUGGUACAACCUGGAGGGUUGUCAAGUUGUAUGCUUCGGCCCCAAACGAUACAAAUUUGUAUACAACCGCUUUGUAAAACUUCACUUUUCGAAGAGUUCAUUUGAGUUAAGAUGACAACGGAAAUAAUUUCGUGCUCCAUAAUUUACUUAAUAGCCUUUAAUUAUUAUUAAUUUUUGAAAUUCCGUUUUAUAUAUAUUUUAAUUUUUUUUUUUAUUUUCAUUGAAAUCACACAUUUGAUUGGAUUUUGUGUUGUUUUGAUGUGCGAAACAAUGGUGUUGCCUCUUUGAAAAUAAACACAAAAUGAAACUGUAUGCAACAUGCCCACAAACAUUACAAUCGGUUAGUCCAACACGACAAAUGUCAAAAAAUUUUAAUUUUUUGUACAACCGAGACACAACUUCGUACAACCGGGCCACAAACGAUACAAUCUUGAAUACAACCUCUCCAAGUUGUACAAAUAGUUGCUUUGUGUGUGGCUCGCAUAAGGACGGUGGUAUUACUUAAAAAAUAAGUAUUCACUACUCUGCUAGUUUUGCAAUUUUCUUCGAUAUCAUAAAGGGAAAAUUGCUUAUCAUAGUAAAAACUUUAACAUUCUUUCAAUUGUGGAACAGACCCAUUAUCUCAUUGCCGUUUCUUUUCAUGACGUUGAUAAUUAAAAUAUUUUGUUGCAAAGCUGCAAUAAUAGCAACAUCUUUCUGAGAGACUAAGGUAGUUUUAUUCUCUUUUGCAAGGAAAUGCGAAAAGUAAAAAGACGGUAUUCCUGCAGAAAAUUGCAACUAAUCAGCUGAUUUGUCAAGACAAACCAAUUUGUCCACCAUUAAAAGAAUUAAAAGAAAGGAAGCACCACCAAUUUUACAAGUUUUAAGGUUGGAAAUGUCACAAAAUAUGCCUAGCCAUGACUUCAAGCUCUUUAUGUACUUGCACCCUUAGAAAUUAAAAGGAAAUUAGAAAUGAAAUUUAAAUAUGAGCAAUAAAAGAAAGAUAGAUUUGAUCUGUUUCCCGGAAUUCUUUAAACGUGUAGCUAAUUUCGUUUGUCUAUAAAUGUUGGAAAUAGUCUUUUAUUUUCUUAUUACAUAUUAAUAUUGACGUUUCUCACAUUUCUCCAAAAACAAUUAGUCUUGCUAAUUCCAAAAAAAAUUCAAAUUGAAAGCACAAAAAGAAAUAAACAAACAAAAGAAAAGAACUGAUUGAAUAGGUGUGUCUGGUUACCCUAAAAUUUAUAACAAUUGUUACAAAUUGUUACUGGAAGUCGUCUGUUAACCUGAAAGUUCUGCAAAAGAGAGCGGUUGGAGAGAGAAAUUUUGACAGUUCUUUCAGUGAGAGUUUGCAAAUUCUUGCUGGAAAAAUUUCUCUUCUUCUUCUCAUUCAAAAAAAAGUAUUCACUACUCUGCUAGUUUUGCAAUUUUCUUCGAUAUCAUAAAGGGAAAAUUGCUUAUCAUAGUAAAAACUUUAACAUUCUUUCAAUUCUGGAACAGACCCAUUAUCUCAUUGCCGUUUCUUUUCAUGACGUUGACAAUUAAAAUAUUUUGUUGCAAAGCUGCAAUAAUAGCAACAUCUUUCUGAGAGACUAAGGUAGUUUUAUUCUCUUUUGCAAGGAAAUGCGAAAAGUAAAAAGACGGUAUUCCUGGAGAAAAUUGCAACUAAUCACCUGAUUUGUCAAAACAAACCAAUUUGUCCACCAUUAAAAGAAUUAAAAGAAAGGAAGCAUCACCAAUUUUACAAGUUUUAAGGUGGGAAUACAUAAAGCUCUUAUCUGGCUGGCUUAAGUCAUCGGCUGGCUUCUUCGGAAAUGAACAAAGGAGUCUAGGGUCAAAAUCGGAAAGUCAACCUGAAACUCCUUUGUUCAUCUACGAAGAACGAAAUUAGAAAUAAAAUUAAAAUAUGAGCAAUAAAAGAAAGAUAGAUUUGAUCUGUUUCCCGGAAUUCUUUAAAUGUGUAGCUAAUUUCGUUUGUCUAUAAAUGUUGGAAAUAGUCUUUUAUUUUCUUAUUACAUAUUAAUAUUAACGUUUCUCACAUUUCGUAAAGUUGUUCUCCAAAAACAAUUAGUCUUGCUAAUUCCAAAAAAGGAUUCAAAAUGGAAGCACAAAAAGAAAUAAACAAACAAAAGAAAAGAUCUGAUUGAAUGUCGAUGAAUGAGAAGAAGAAAAAGAAGAGUUGCAAGUGAUUAGGUGUGUCUGGUUACCUUAAAAUUUGUAACAAUUGUUACAAAUUGUUACUUGAAGUCGUCUGUUAACCCGAAAGUUCUGCAAAAGAGAGCGGUUGGAGAGAGAAAUUUUGACAGUUCUUUCAGUGAGAGUUUGCAAAUUCUUGCUGGACAAAUUUCUUCUUGCAAUCACUUGCAACUCUUCUUCUUCUAAUUCAUCGACAUUCAAUCAGAUGUUUUCAUUUGUUUAUUUAUUUCUUUUUUUUGUGAUGUUAAUUUGAAAAUAUUAGUUGUGUUCCAGUACUUUUUUAGUAGUAAAACUAGCAGAAGAGAGAACAGUUCGAAAUGUCAUUCUCAUUUAGGUUUGCUCAAAAAAUAAGGGAACGGAAAAUUAGCAGAAAUGCGAUAAAAUGUCAAAAUUCAAAAUUCCAAAAGUAAACAACCUAAAUCGGACUGGUGAAACCUUACUGAAAAGAGCGCCAACAUUUAAAAAAUGAGUAUUGAAGACGAUAAGUUAAAAUUAAUAAUUUAUAAUAAUAAUUAAUAAUCUGAUUCCUCAUUCAGCCAGUCCUCUUCACUGCUGGAAUCAUCCAAAAGUGAAUACAUCAGUUGCUCCAUAUUUUCUCUUUUUGUUUUUUGCACGACAUAUAUAGCUUUUUCCUUUAGUUUUCAUGUUGAUCAUUUUCUUUAUUGAAAUGUAUCAAUACAUUUUUCAACCUUGUUAGCCCUGCCAAUUAAAUGUCAAAUUUACAAUAUGCACAUUUCUGCUCGGCCAAAUUCAUGUAGCUAAAACAAGCAGAAAUGUGCAGCACUCAGCGCCAUUUUUUUCUCGAGAGAGCUGCAAGUUUUGCUAGUUUUUGGAGUAAGGGAACGCGUUGUAGCAGAAAAAGUGCUAAUUAGUACUAAUUUGCAGGUUCUGGAAUACAACUAUUGUUUUGGAAUUAGCAAGACUAAUUGUUUUUGGAGAACAACUUAACAAAAUGUGAAAAACAUAAAUAUCAAUAUGUAAUAAUAAAAAAUAAAAAACUAUUUCCAACAUUUUUAGACAAAUGCCACUAGCAACAGGUUCAAAGGAUUCCGCGGAACACAGCAAAUCUAUCUUCCUUUUAUUGCUCAUAUUUUUAUUUUAUUGUCAAUUUCCUUUUUAUUUAUAAAAAUUGUGAAAUUGGUGGUGGUUCCUUUCGUUUAAUUCUUUUAACGGGGGACAAAUUGGUUUGUUUUGACAAAUCAGCUGAUUAGUUGCAAGCUUCUGCAGGAAUACCGUCUGUUUACUUUUCGCAAUUUCCUUGCCAAAGAGAAUAAAACUACCUUACUCUCUCAGAAAGAUGUUGCUGGACAAUUCCUGCAGGAAAAGUAACCAGACACACCUAUUGCAAGAAGGAAUUUGUCCAGAAAAGAAUUUGCAAACUCUCACUGAAAGAACUGUCAAAAUGUCUCUCUCCGACCGCUCUCUUUUGCAGAGCUUUCGGGUUAGCAGACAACUUUCAGUAACAGUUGUUACAAAUUUUAGGGUAACCAAACACACCUAAUACAAAAAAGUUACUACCCCUGGUAAAUAUUACCAUCGUUCUCCACUCGAAAACAAACGUUGUUUUUAUAAAAAAAAAAACAACAAUAAA